Molecule: messenger RNA, 1275 nt
Organism: Drosophila sechellia
Lineage: Eukaryota; Metazoa; Arthropoda; Insecta; Diptera; Drosophilidae
Gene: zen
Product: zerknullt
Exons: 2
Coding region: 51-1106 (351 amino acids)
Biological process (GO): regulation of transcription by RNA polymerase II
Cellular component (GO): nucleus
Molecular function (GO): RNA polymerase II cis-regulatory region sequence-specific DNA binding; DNA-binding transcription factor activity, RNA polymerase II-specific
Source: RefSeq, a predicted model, not a curated record
ACGACAGAUCAUUCCACUUUUGACAGCUCACUCGGCAGUACCAGAAAAAAAUGUCAUCCGUCAUGCACUACUAUCCAGUUCACCAGGCUAAAGUCGGCCCCUAUCCAGCAGAUCCUUCCGAGGUUAAAUACAGUGAUUUGAUCUAUGGUCAUCAUCACGACGUGAACCCCAUCGGUCUGCCUCCCAACUACAACCAGAUGAACUCCAACCCCACCACCCUCAACGAUCACUGCUCCCCGCAGCAGUUGCAUCAGCAGCAGGUGUCCUCGGACGAGAAUCUGCCAUCACAGCCCAGCCACGACUCGCAGAGGGUGAAGCUGAAGCGAUCCCGAACUGCCUUCACCAGUGUCCAACUGGUGGAACUUGAGAACGAGUUCAAGAGCAACAUGUAUUUGUACAGGACGCGCAGGAUUGAGAUUGCUCAGCGCUUGUCCCUGUGCGAACGCCAGGUGAAGAUCUGGUUCCAGAACCGCCGAAUGAAGUUCAAGAAGGAUAUACAAGGUCACCGCGAGCCCAAGGUCAACACCAAAUUGGCUCAACCCCAGGCAGAGCAGAGUGCCCACCGAGGCAUAGUGAAGCGCCUCAUGUCCUACUCCCAGGAUCCCAGGGAGGGCACCGCGGCAGCAGAAAAGCGUCCUAUGUUGGCAGUGGCUCCUGUGAAUCCCCAGCCAGACUAUCAACCCAGCCAGAAAAUUAAGACCGAAGCAUCAACCAACAACAGCAUGUGCUCCAGCGCCGAUCUCAGCGAGAUCUUGGAGCAUCUGGCUCAAACUACAGCUGCACCACAGAUCAGCACUGCCACUCCAGGAACACCUGCCAACUCCAGUUCUAGUUCCUCUUCCGGGCACUAUUCCUACAACGUGGAUUUGGUUCUGCAAAGCAUCAAGCAGGAUUUGGAGGCAGCGGCCCAGGCGUGGUCCAAGUCGAAAUCCGCGCCUAUCCUGGCCACUCAAUCCUGGCAUCCCAGCUCCCAAAGUCAGAUGCCCACGUGCGUGCAUGCGGCUCCCUCAAUGAAUCUGUCGUGGGGCGAGCCUGCUGCCAAGUCGAGAAAGCUGAGUGUUAAUCACAUGAACCCGUGCGUAACCACCUACAAUUAUCCCAACUAAUUUGGAGUUAAAUAAGUUAUACUAAGUUUUACUAUAAAUUUUUGUUGGAGCUAAGCAACCGUCUCUGGCCCUUGGACGCAAAAUUCUAACCCAACUCAGUGACAAAAGCCAUGAAUAUUCUUAGAUUAUCGUGAAGUUUAACCCUUUUUUUUAAUAAAUAUAUAUAUAU